This is a messenger RNA of Vitis riparia (riverbank grape), 1701 nucleotides long. RefSeq names its product tryptophan aminotransferase-related protein 3-like. The record is from RefSeq and is a predicted model, not a curated record. The transcript is spliced from 5 exons. Gene Ontology annotation, molecular function: carbon-sulfur lyase activity; transaminase activity. Gene Ontology annotation, biological process: amino acid metabolic process. NCBI's taxonomy places the organism in Eukaryota, Viridiplantae, Streptophyta, Magnoliopsida, Vitales, Vitaceae. Bases 157 to 1533 code for a protein of 458 amino acids.
UUACUGCAACUUUUUGCAUUCAUGUACAAUUAAAAAGAGAAACAAAAACAAAGGGUGUCAAAAGUCCCACGCUCAUCCUCCGAACUGUUCAUCAUCUUUCUCUUACAAAGUGAGCAAUAAAAUAUAAGUGGGGGGUCUUUUAGCUAAUAAGAAGACAUGGGUAAGAUUCAAAGCUGCAUGUAUGUUGUGUGUUUGCUGUGUUCUGUGACUCUUAACAUACUUUUUGUGGGGAGAUAUGUGUAUGUGAGUGGGAAGUGGGAGGUGGGUUGGAGCAGAAGGGCAGCAGAAGAAGCAGAAGCAGUGGCAGCAGUGUCAUGCUCGGGCCAUGGAAGAGCAUUCCUGGAUGGUUUGGUUGUUGAUGGAAGUCCUGUUUGUGAGUGCAAUACCUGCUUUGGAGGCCCUGAUUGCUCUCAAUUUUCAGCUUCUUGUGUUGCAGAUGUUGACAGCGGCGAUCCACUGUUCUUGGAGCCCUUCUGGAUGCAGCAUGCAGCUAGCAGUGCGGUAUUAGUAGCGGGUUGGCAUCGAAUGAGCUAUUCAUUUAAUGAUCAUUCCUCAAUCUCACAAGAACUAGUGAAGCUUAUCCGCAAGCUACAUGCCAUUGUUGGAAAUGCUAACACAACAGGCAGAUUCAUUGUUUUCGGGGCUGGCUCUACCCAGCUUCUCAAUGCUGCAGUUCAUGCCCUCUCACCCCUUAAUUCAUCUGCUCCAGCUAAAGUUGUUGCCACAAUCCCCUUUUACCCGGUUUAUAAAUCACAAACAGACUUCUUUCGAUCAGUGGACUUCCAGUUUGCAGGUGACACAUCCUUGUGGAAGAACAGUACUUCAGAUCCCACUUCCAAUUUCAUCGAAUUUGUGACUGCACCCAAUAAUCCUGAUGGAAAGUUGAAUAAGGCAGUUCUUCAAGGCCCUAAUGCCAAACCCAUUUACGAUCAUGCCUAUUAUUGGCCGCAUUUCACACCAAUUCCUGCUCCUGCAGAUGAAGACCUCAUGAUAUUUACCAUUUCUAAGCUUACUGGUCAUGCUGGGAGUAGAUUCGGGUGGGCAUUGAUAAAGGAUAAGGAUGUGUACGAGACAAUGUUAGAUUAUAUGAGUUUGAACACCGUAGGUGUUUCCCGGGACACUCAGUUAAGAGCUUUUAAGCUUUUAAAAGUAGUGACUCAAGGGAGAGGAAGAGAAAUAUUCAAAUUCGGUUACAAAACAAUGAAAGACCGGUGGGAAAAAUUGAACAAGGCCUUACUGAUGUCCAGACGUUUCUCUGUCCAGGAAAAUUCACCUCAAUACUGUACUUUUUUCGGCAAAGUGAAGAGACCUUCUCCAGCUUAUGCAUGGCUGAAGUGUGAGAAAGAAGAAGAUAAAGAGUGUUACGGAGUCCUGAAAAAGGCUGGCAUCAUUGGGCGUAAUGGUACUUUGUUUGGUGCUAACAGUAGCUAUGUUCGGCUCAGCCUCAUCAAGACCCAAGAUGACUUCGAUAUAUUGCUGCACCAAAUCAAUAAGUUAGUUGGUGAGGAAGAUGGCGGUAAAAGUAGUAUGUGAAAUGAAGUCAACCGUCGUAUGAUUCCAGCUGGCUGAUUAUCGUCUCUCUCUCUCUCUCUUUGUGAGAUUCUAUUUGCUCACAAAGUGAUAUAAGUUAGUGAAAUGUAUUACAUUUGUUUAUGGUUUGCAAUAUUUUAUAAAUAAAUAAAUUUUAAACUUGUUUUAUAA